AUGUCCACGGUGCCCAAGGUGAAACUGUCCGGAGGUCUGGAGAUCUGCCGGGUCCUGAACGGGAUGUGGCAGGUGUCCGGGGCGCACGGUCCGGUGGAUAAAGCCGCAGCAGUCGAUGCAAUGCAGACCUAUGUAGAUGCCGGUCUGACCACAUUUGACAUGGCAGACAUUUAUGGGCCUGCUGAGGAAAUAUUUGGACAGUUCAACAGCCAGCUGAAAUCCAAGUCAUCUCAGAGAGCCAUGCCAGCUUUGCAGGGUCUGACUAAAUAUGUGCCAAGACCAGGACCAAUGGACCGCAAGGUAGUGGAGAAGGCACUGCAGUACUCCAUGGCCCGUAUGCAGGUGGACAGUCUGGACUGUGUUCAGUUCCACUGGUGGGACUACAGAGACAAGAGAUACCUGGACGCACUGGGACACCUGUCUGACCUGCAGCAGGAGGGUCUCAUACGGGAACUCUCCCUCACUAACUUUGAUACGCAGAGACUGGAGGAGAUCACCAACAAAGGCAUCCGCAUCUCCAGCAACCAGGUUCAGUACUCUCUGAUUGAUCAGCGUCCGGUAGCAAAGAUGGAGCAGUUCUGUCUGGAUAACAACAUUCAGCUGCUCACUUACGGCACUCUGGCUGGAGGUCUGCUCACAGAGCGUUAUCUGGGGAAGGCUGAGCCUAACACCAGGGCGGAGCUUUACACCGCCUCCCUCUCUAAGUACAAGAACAUUAUCGACACUUGGGGUGGCUGGAGACUUUUCCAGUACCUCCUUGUCACCUUGGACACAAUUGCCAAGAGACACGAUUGCUCGGUGGCCAGUGUGGCAACGCGUUUCGUGCUGGACCGCCCUGCAGUGGGCGGGGUCAUCGUGGGCUGUCGGCUAGGUGUCGCAGGGGCGGGUCAGCACAUCAGCGACAGUCUACGUAGCUGCAGCCCUGACCUGAAGCUCACAGCGGAAGAUCUCGCCGCCAUCGAAGCAGUGACACACCGCUCUAGGGAACUCAUAGCAGUCAUUGGGGACUGCGGGGAUGAGUACAGGAGAUAA
Molecule: messenger RNA, 1032 nt
Organism: Scomber japonicus (chub mackerel)
Lineage: Eukaryota; Metazoa; Chordata; Actinopteri; Scombriformes; Scombridae
Exons: 7
Coding region: 1-1032 (343 amino acids)
Molecular function (GO): oxidoreductase activity
Source: RefSeq, a predicted model, not a curated record